Messenger RNA from Panicum virgatum (switchgrass), 2343 nucleotides. Its product is annotated as calcium-dependent protein kinase 8-like. Gene Ontology annotation, molecular function: calmodulin binding; ATP binding; calcium-dependent protein serine/threonine kinase activity. The record is from RefSeq and is a predicted model, not a curated record. Gene Ontology annotation, cellular component: cytoplasm; nucleus. The coding region runs from base 430 to 2025 and encodes 531 amino acids. Gene Ontology annotation, biological process: protein autophosphorylation; peptidyl-serine phosphorylation; intracellular signal transduction. Lineage: Eukaryota; Viridiplantae; Streptophyta; Magnoliopsida; Poales; Poaceae. The transcript has 8 exons.
UGACUCCUACGCAUUUCCAGAAGCCAACACACGCUGCCAACUGCUCCAUUCCUCACGGAUUAUCCAUACUAAUUCCGCUGAAAUCUCCACCAUCUCCACGAAAUCCCCGAAAAAGGUCGGAUCUUUUGGCAAAAGCCAGCGGUCUUGUCCACAAAAACCACGAGAAAGAUUGCCCAGCCACUUCCUGCGAGUUUGCGCCCGCUUCUAGUGCUGCCCGCUUCUAGAACGCGUCCAGAAUUCGUGGACUCCCCCCCGCCCCCCGACCCAUCUCACACGCCAAGUCCCGGUACAAAGCCCACGGAAUUUCCCCCGAUUCCAAUUCGAGUUCUUCGCUUUCAGUCAGUCGCCGCCGCCGCCGAAUUGAACCCAGCUCGCCGGGUUCAGGUUUGCCCCCAAUUUUUUUCUUUCUGCUAGGAGGCCGCGGCGACCAUGGGCAACUGCUGCGGCACGCCGGCGACGCAGGAAGGCAGCAACCGCCGGAAGAAGCCGAAGGCGAACCCGUACAACGUCGCGUACAACCGCGGGGCGGCGCCGCUGCCGGCGCGCCCGGGGCUGGUGGUGCUGCGGGACCCGACGGGGCGGGACCUCGGCGCGCACUACGAGCUCGGCGGCGUGCUGGGCCGGGGCGAGUUCGGGAUCACGUACCUGUGCACGGAGGUGGCCACGGGGGAUCGGUAUGCGUGCAAGUCCAUCUCCAAGCGGAAGCUGCGGACGCCCGUGGACGUGGAGGACGUGCGCCGGGAGGUGGACAUCAUGCGCCACAUGCCGGCGCACCCAAACAUCGUCAGCCUCCGCGCCGCCUACGAGGACGAGGACGCCGUGCACCUUGUCAUGGAGCUCUGCGAGGGAGGGGAGCUAUUCGACAGGAUCGUCGCCCGGGGGCAUUACACCGAGCGCGCCGCCGCCGCCGUCACGCGCACCAUCGUGGAGGUCGUCCAGAUGUGCCACAGGCACGGGGUCAUGCACCGAGACCUUAAACCAGAGAACUUCUUAUUUGCAAACAAGAAAGAGAGUGCCGCUCUGAAAGCAAUUGAUUUUGGGCUGUCCGUGUUCUUCAGGCCUGGUGAACGAUUUACUGAAAUCGUAGGCAGUCCUUACUACAUGGCUCCAGAGGUUUUAAAGCGGAACUAUGGCCCUGAAGUUGAUGUCUGGAGUGCUGGAGUGAUACUUUACAUACUUCUUUGUGGUGUACCACCAUUUUGGGCAGAAACUGAACAGGGAGUAGCACAAGCAAUUAUACGAUCUGUGGUAGAUUUCAGAAGAGAGCCAUGGCCCAGGGUAUCUGAGCCUGCUAAAGAUCUUGUCAGGAGGAUGCUGGACCCGAAUCCAAACACUCGGUUUACUGCAGCACAAGUACUUGAACAUCCAUGGUUACAUGACUCAAAAAAGAUGCCAGACAUUUCUCUCGGUGAUGCUGUCCGAGCAAGGCUGCAGCAAUUUGCUGCAAUGAACAAGUUAAAGAAGAAAGCACUAAGGAUAAUUGCUGAGCAUCUGUCUGAGGAGGAAGCAGCUGAUAUAAAGCAAUCGUUUGAUAACAUGGAUGUGAACAAGAAUGGCAAGCUAACAUUCGAGGAAUUCAAAGCUGGGCUUCGUAAACUUGGAAACCAAAUGCCUGAUUCAGACCUUCGUGUAAUAAUGGAUGCUGCUGAUGUUGAUAACAAUGGGACCCUGGACUAUGCGGAAUUUGUGACUGUGUCUGUUCAUGUGAGGAAAAUAGGAAAUGACGAACACAUUCAAAAGGCCUUCACAUACUUCGACCGGGAUAAGAGUGGGUACAUUGAAAUUGAAGAGCUUAGAGAGGCACUGGCUGACGAACUGGAGGGAACUGAUGAAGACAUUAUCAAUGGUAUCAUCCGAGAUGUGGACACGGAUAAGGACGGGAAAAUAAGCUACGACGAGUUCGCGGCGAUGAUGAAGGCCGGCACUGACUGGAGGAAGGCGUCCCGGCAGUACUCGCGGCAGCGGUUCAGCAACCUGAGCCUGAAGCUCCAGAAGGACGGGUCCAUCGGCGCCGAGACACGGUAGGGCACUGAGCAGGGAGGACGGCGAGAAAACACAGCGCUGGUGUCUUGAGGCUGUGUGUGUCGUGUGGGUAGUAAGUAGUACUGGGUGUUUUGUUCGUCCGUUCGUUGUUUUACUGUGAUGUGACGGGUUUGGUCGUCAGGUUAUUUCUCAUUCUCCCUGUUUCUCUCUUACACGGUAAAAAGGAAUUCUUCACUUGAGCUGUGAUUCUUGGGUUUGUAAAGAUGGUGUUGGGGCCCCGUACAUUUUGUAGAUGAAGCAGCAUGUAUUAAAAAAUUUGCUUGUGUGAUGCAAAGGUGUAAUGGUUUUUUGCCUGCAAAA